Paramecium pentaurelia is the source of this 270-nucleotide messenger RNA. Lineage: Eukaryota; Ciliophora; Oligohymenophorea; Peniculida; Parameciidae. The record is from the annotation of a GenBank genome assembly.
AUGAAAAAAAUAAGAUAAUGGAAGUAUUGGAUUAGAAUAUCAAUUAAAUAACACCAAUUAUAUUAAUAUAUGAAUUUUAUAAGACAACUAAGACAGAUUUCUUAUAAAAUGUUAAAUAAUGAAUUAAUAUGUAAACAGCUCACUCAGAUUAAAAUCACAAAAAAUAUUGCCAGAAGAGAAUUUCAUCAUCUUGAGAAAUAGUAGAAUAAUAGAUUAUGGUCAAUUAGUUAUGACUAUGAGUAUUAUAUAUAUAAGGUGUAAUUGAUUUGA